AUGAUGCAAUUCAACCAUAUAUGUCUUACUACACUUAAGUUCCUUCUCUACUCUUUUUGGUGACAUUAAUUUUUGUAACACAAGGGUCUCUUUUGAAGAUGUGAAUUUUGUCUUCCAUCAUGAAUCUACCAUAAAGUUCUCAACCACUGUAUGCCUAAGAUCACAUCCAUGCCACUCAAAUCUAGUGGUAAAAAAUCUUGCACUGUCAAAACACCUUGCACAUGGAGAGGAAUAGUCUUAAAAGUUACUACACAUGCCACUAUGUUGCCACUGCCCAUAACUAUGAUGUAGCCGUUUAACUUCUCUAUUUGUAAGGAUAAGUUAUCAAUUAUUUUGGUGCACAAAAAAUUGUGAGUUCCCCCACUGUCAAGGAGUAUAGACACCUUAGUGUCAUGAAUUUUGCCCCAUAGUUUCAUAGUCCCUUGCUAAGUAAUUCCCAUGACUGAGUUUAAAGACACAUGUGCAGUGAAGGCAUUUUCAUCUGUGUUGGAUGUGGCCUGAUCAAAUAGUUCCCACCCUUCAUUAGUGUUGUCAUCUUCUGCACUGUUCUAGUCUUCAUCCAUAAUAAUAAUAUUCAACUCCUUUUUACAAUGAUGCCCUAGAUCAAAAUUUUCAUUGUAGUAGUAACAUAAUCCCUUAACUCUUCUCUUCUAAAAUUCAUGAUUCGUUAACUUGAGUAUCUUGCGGUUACUCACAUGUUUCUUGAAUGUCAUGGAAUUUCCCUUUAAUGUGCCUUUAGCUGAAUCCUAAUUAUCUUUCCUGAAAUUACCUCUAUAAUUUGUAUUCUAGAAUUCUCUUUUGUAAUAAUCAUGUUGUGGUUGAGGUGGUUCAUGCUUUGUAAUCACCUAUUUCCCAAAGAAUUCAUUUACACUUUCAAAUUUCAUGAAGAUGAAUCUCAACUUGGAUUGACAAAUUCAUUGUUUCUCUGAGCCCCAAGGGCUUAUGCAUCGCCAAUUCAGAGCUAAUGUUUGGUUUCAAACCCCUCACAUAUGAAUCUUUUAAUACUUAUGUAUUUAUAUGAGGUAGAAAGGUUGCAAUUCGUUCAAAUUCGGCCAUGUAAUCUUUUACUGAUGUGGCUUAUCAUAAGCUCAUUAGUUGUUGCAGUGAACUCCCAAUCUCAAACAUCUUGAAUCGUUUCCCCAAUUAACUCCUGAAGUCAUGCUAAUCUCGAACUGGAAACCUAUCUUCCAUCCAGAGAUGCCAUUCUAGGGCUUCUCCCUCCAUACUCAAAAUAACUUGUUUGAGUCUAUCAUGUUCUGACAUAGAGUUUAGGUGGAAUAUCUCUCAACACGCCCAAUCCAUCCCUCAAGGCCAUCUCCUUGAAAACUAG
This is a messenger RNA of Spirodela intermedia, 1330 nucleotides long. Lineage: Eukaryota; Viridiplantae; Streptophyta; Magnoliopsida; Alismatales; Araceae. The record is from the annotation of a GenBank genome assembly.